GGCCCACUCGGAAGGGCGGCCUCACUGUUGUUUUGUCCCUCAGUCAGGAAGAGGCGGAGGAGGCUGCGGUGGCAGCAGCAGCAGCAGCAGCUUUAGCUCGGCUCUGCUUCUCCGGGUUGCUGCCGACGGGCUUCCCGGUGGUGUCGCUCGCUCGACGGGCCCGGCUUUCGAGGCUUUAAGCGGGCGGGGCGAUGCAGCCUCCGGGCCCCCAGCAGCCCCCACGGCCCCCGCCGCCUCCGCCCCUUUACGCGCCCAACAACGGGGACUUCACUUUCGUCUCUUCGGCCGACGCCGAAGAUCUGAGUGGUUCAAUAGCCUCUGCAGAUGUGAAGCUCAACCUUGGUGGAGGAAAUGGGGAAUUUAUCAAAGAAUCUACUGCAACUACAUUCCUGAGGCAGAGAGGAUAUGGCUGGCUUUUGGAAGUAGAAGAUGAUGACCCUGAAGAUAAUAAACCUCUUUUGGAGGAGCUAGACAUUGAUCUAAAGGACAUAUACUACAAAAUCCGAUGUGUCUUGAUGCCGAUGCCUUCUCUUGGAUUUAACAGACAAGUAGUAAGAGAUAAUCCUGACUUCUGGGGCCCUCUAGCAGUUGUCCUGUUCUUCUCAAUGAUCUCAUUAUAUGGACAAUUCAAGGUGGUAUCAUGGAUUAUAACUAUUUGGAUAUUUGGAUCCUUGACAAUAUUCCUGUUGGCCAGGGUUCUCGGAGGCGAGGUUGCAUAUGGCCAAGUUCUCGGUGUGAUUGGAUAUUCUUUACUUCCUCUUAUUGUAAUAGCACCUGUACUUCUGGUGGUUGGAUCAUUUGAUGUUGUUUCUACGCUAAUAAAACUUUUUGGAGUAUUUUGGGCUGCAUACAGUGCUGCUUCGUUAUUAGUUGGAGAAGAAUUUAAGACCAAGAAGCCCCUCCUAAUCUACCCCAUCUUCUUAUUGUACAUCUAUUUUUUGUCCUUAUAUACUGGGGUGUGACCUGCAGUGGUGGCUUUGGACAGGAACAAUGUCUUAGCUUGCCAUGAGGACUGAUGAAAUGUUGCCUGAUUGAAAAUACAAAUGACUGUCAUAUCUGGCUGUCAAGGUUUUAGUGGUAAUCCAACUAUAUCUGUAUAUUAUUUAAGCAGUUUUAGUUACAUUAGAGAUUUAUAACAGAGUUUUAGGUUGAAGACUUAUAAGAUUUUUAUUGAACAAGGUAAGAACAUUGUGUUUAUAGCCUGAAAUUUCAGAAUAAAAGUUUGUUACUUGUGCCAAAUGCACAAGGACCAUAUGAUUAGUACAUUAAAUUGAAGUGGAAUUCUGAUUACUGUUAAUAGUUCAUUUAUUACUUUCAACACAGCAUAUUCUGUAGAUAUAUUUAUGAAUCGGUCCCGAUUGUUCAGACUAGCCUGUAACCAAGACAUGACCCUUAAUGUGGUGCCUUGCACACUCUUGAUUUGGCCAUUACAAAUUCUGACUCUUGAAAGUGUUUUAUGUGCAUCCGUAUGUAGGUUUAGGUUAUUUCCUUGUUGAAGCAGGAUUAUAGAUGCAUAACAAUUUGAGCAUCCAAAUGUUUGAAUCAGUCACUGUUUUUUGAUAAAAUUGUGUGUAUGCCAUAGAACAUUUUUACAGUGUUGAUUUGGAAAUCUUUAUGAUAGUGGUGAUAAAUGGGGAGAAAGGUUUAAAUAAAUCUUACAGUUCUGAACCAAAUCUUAUAAUGGAAUAAACAGUGCUUCUCCAAAACUGUACUUGUUUUUAUAACACCUUGUUUUGCUGUUUUGACCUAUUACUGUUCAGAGUGGGGUAAUGUACUACUUUUUAUGGUAAAAUGGCACUCCUUAAUAUGAGAUGAUACCUGAUGAAAUGGCAGCAGUUAGACUUUGAUUAGCAACAGAAUUAAACUUGUGUUGUGAUGACCAGGAUAAUUUUUGACGUGGCUUAAGAAUAUUAUGGAAAUGGCUGUUUAAUAUUGGCCCAAGAUUAACUUUUCCCCACCAAUAAAACUUGAAAUUAUAGUCUUAACUACAAGGACUUACUUAAUAUGUUUUAGCAUUUCCAAAGUACACCCUUGGUCCAUGCCACCUAUGGAGCUCUGUGCCCAUAAGCAGACUAAUUAUGUGUAUCACCUGCUGGAUUGGGAACCCCAGGCACUAUUCAGAUGCACAUCUGAAUAGGGAUGCUUUUAGCACAUGUAUGCCUUUGAAUCAGAUUCAGCUUUGGAUGCAUAUCCCCACCCACAUUCUUGCAUAAGCAGUCAUGUGCUAGUAGGUGAUGUCGGUUGUUACUCAUACUUGGAGUAGCCCGAUUGAAAUCAAUGGAUAUUGAAUCCAUUGGUUUCAAUAGAUCUGCUCUGAGUUACUUGGUUGGACAUUGCCCAGUGUCUUCUCCCCCUUUUUAAAAGAAAUGAGCUGGAUCAGAGCUCUUGACAAUUGGGAUUAAAAAAUGAACCUUGCGAAACUGCUAGUAUAUUACCAAAUUGUUUUCUUGGUUAGAAAAAUAACAAAAAAGGAGCUAAUUUAGCAGCCGAUCAGCCUAAAAUUUCUUUAAACUGGGUUCAGUUUUAAGUAACUCUUGAAGUAUUUAUUCUGUUUAAAUCGAAUUCAAACAAAUUAAACAACUGAGCAGUGCUUUUUAUGAUAGCAAGUUUCUAGUCUGAAUCUUGCACUAAACCAUGGCUUAUUGAGCCAUGACAGUGUGUUAUGUGUGAAUUGUGUCUAGCAGCUUAACAAUGGCUUUUAAUGGCUUUUUGUUGGCUUACAAACCUUGCUUUCUUUUAAACAUGGAUUGGCUUGGUUAACUUUGGUUUGUUUGCCCACUUCACCCCAGAUGCUCACCAACCUGCAAAGGUACAAGGCCAAGAAGAGCUGGAAAAUAAAUGGAGAAACAAUCCAUAGUUUGAUCAUCUUUAGGAAAAAUUGUGGUUAUCCUCUUUGUUAGGCAAACUAUGUGAAGCAAGCCACUAUUGUAUGAAUCACUUUGCCUGUAGGCUGUGUUCAUUAUUCAACUAGGCCCAAAUUAUUACUGAAAAAAUAACUCCUGGGUUAAUUCCUAGUUUGUAUGUACUGUGUUAAUUAUGUCAAGAAUGUAUUCUAUAAUGAGUACUUUAUUGAGAUGUUGCUAAAGGUUUAGCCCUUAAUCUAAAAUAUUACCUAAUUUCAGUAGAUCGUAACUUUAGUAGAGUCACUUCCUGUAUUAGAAUUUUCUAUGUUUCAAUUUUCUCAAGUUGCUCUUGCAACUCACCCCAUCAGCAGAACCAAGAACAUGGGAAGGCUUUUAUGAAAGCUUCAUAGGUGCAUUCCAUGAAGAUGUUUAUGUAAGAAUCUUAGAAUGACCCAUGUAUAAGUGAUGCAUCUAAUUAUAAAUUUUCUGAAAGUAUAUGCUAAUAGUUCCAAUUAGCAUAUGCUCACCUCAGUAAUCCUGUGGUCUUUUUAGAACCAUGUAUGAUUAAAUGGCCUAGCGACAAUCAAUCGGCAUUUUUUAUGAGAACCGUAUAUACAAAUGGAAGUACAAAAAAUAUUGCUGCUGUUUAAAAUGUAAAUACUAGCACAGCAACUUUUAAUAACCAUUUUAAUUACUAAUAUUGGAGCCCAAGGACAAGGACUGAAGUUCAUUUUUCUAGUUUAAAGUACAGGGAAUAUACAGUACAGGGAAUAUACAGUACAGAACAACAGUAUGACACUCUUGACUAAUGGGGAAAGAUAAAAUGCAAUAGCCCAGUCUUUUUGAACUCACGUAAGAACAGUAAUAUAGACUUGGUAUAAUAUCUAGCUCCUUAAUGCUGUUGCUGCUGCGUUCUUAAACUUGUAGCCUAGAAGACGUAGUGUGAUAUCCAACUAAGUUAGUAAUAUCCAUCAAUUUCAAUGGGUCUAUUCUAGGUAUGGCUAACAUUGAAUACUGCACUCAGUUUGGAUUAAAGUGUAUAUUUGUAGUGUGUAUUUGGAUUUAACAUCAGUUUGUAUACACAUGAGCAGAAUUGCAUAAUGUUUCAAAAGAUAUUUCACCUCUGCAUAUGCUAUGCAAAGAAAUGGUUGGGUUAUUUAAUGGUUCUAACAGUUUAUAACAAAUGAACCUUUUUCGUUACAUUUGAUUACUAUUUUUAGGCUAGGCAUAUAUGUAAAUACAGUAAAUGUAUUUUAUAAAAUUUGGAAUUAAACUUGUUUGCACAAUAUG
This is a messenger RNA of Podarcis muralis (Common wall lizard), 4133 nucleotides long. It is a transcript of the gene YIPF4, whose product is annotated as Yip1 domain family member 4. Lineage: Eukaryota; Metazoa; Chordata; Lepidosauria; Squamata; Lacertidae. Gene Ontology annotation, biological process: endoplasmic reticulum to Golgi vesicle-mediated transport; vesicle fusion with Golgi apparatus. Gene Ontology annotation, cellular component: membrane; trans-Golgi network. The record is from RefSeq and is a predicted model, not a curated record.